AUGCAGGACACUUGGAAUCAUCUCCUCCUAGUCUUAGGCCUUACAGCCCCUCAAGUCAUGGCGUCACUCAUGAAGACCGCCGCAAUCACUUCUCCCACGCCCACCACCAUGGUUACCAUGAUGUCUGCAAACCCUGUUGCCAACGAGUCUCUCGUCGAAGUUUUUGUGUACCCAGUGCCCACCACCAGGCCAACCCUCUCCGUCAUCUACGACCACAAAGUCCCAGCACCCACGCCCGGCUCCGUUGGUAUCCUCAACGGCAUCCCCACCAGGAUCCUCAACGACACCAUCAAAGAAACCACUCCCAUCCUCGCCGACGCCGAACACUCCCAACUUUACCAACCCUGGAACACCUCCUACCCCGGCCCCAUCAAAGACGGCGACUGGGCCAAAUACCUCCAAAUAUGGGACCCGGUCUGGUGGUCCACAAACCUCGACUCCCUCCGCCAAAUCUCCUGCAUCUGCUCCGCCGAAGACUACAACACCAACCCGCAAGCCCAAGUCGCCGCCUACAUGAACUUCGAAUACUAUUCCCAAAGACUCGACAACAUCUACAACUUCGACUGGGAAUGCGGUCCCGCCCCAUCGCACAUGAACCUCGGCGAGCGCAUCACGAGCGCCAAGGACCGAGCCGAACACUGCUGGAGCAUGGCCGGCGGUGACCCGGACGAUCACCAAUCCCUGCCGAUGCACGACUGGUGGUGCGACCGCAACGAGGAACUGUGCGUCAAGCCGUGGCACGACGGCCAGCGGUCCUUGAAGUUCCACGGCCACGUGCGGAACUACGACCGUCACGGCGUGCAUACUUGGUCCGAGAUCCAGCAGGUCGUGCGCGAUGUGUGCGAGCCGGUCUGCACGGACAAGUUCCGGAUGAGGUUUGAUGAUUUCAGUCAUCAUAAUCCGAGCUUCGUGACGACUUUUUGGCCGGCGAAGCCGAUUGAUUUGACGGUCGUCGGCGAUUGA
Letharia columbiana is the source of this 963-nucleotide messenger RNA. RefSeq lists its product as uncharacterized. The coding region runs from base 1 to 963 and encodes 320 amino acids. NCBI's taxonomy places the organism in Eukaryota, Fungi, Ascomycota, Lecanoromycetes, Lecanorales, Parmeliaceae. The transcript has a single exon. The record is from RefSeq and is a predicted model, not a curated record.